UGGUAGCAAGCAAAAUAAACUAAUUUUAAAGUUUCUGUUUUCAUGAGUGCUGCAAUUGUCCUCGUAGCAAAACAUGCCGAGCUUAGUUUUGGGAUAAUGUAUUGAAUAUUUUUUUCGGUCAGGCCAAUAAAUUUAGUUUCUUCUAUUUCGAUUAUUUUAUCAUCAUACCCUAUAUUUAGAUUUACACAAGUUCUGCUGUUACUUUAAAAUUUCGUGAAAUUUCUUUUGACAAAAUUUAAUGAGUUUAUUGGCUUUAAUCCUCUUGUUCAAUCUAGCAGACAUCAUUUAUGAAGUAACCAAUAACCUAUAAUUAUCUAAUUUGAAGCUAUUAAUUUAUGGCAUAUCUGAACGAAAACAAGGAACAUCAUAGAAUCAAGCCACGACACACCAAAAGUCAACGUAGGAGAGCAUUUAAAAUCAAAUUAAUUACCUUAUUUUCACCUGUUAAUUUGAAACCGAAAAUGCUUCCAUUCCCUUCGUGACUACUCUCGGCGCAGAGCAUACAAUCGUCAAUGAUAUACGAAAGAGAAAACCAAAGCGAACAUUAGAAACUGUGGAAGUAUUCUCCUGCCAUCUAGUCACCAUUUUUACAUAACACAUAGAUGUAGAGAUCUCGGUAGAUUGACGAGGUCUUCAUCAAACAGUAGAAACUAAUGCAUGCUAUAGGUAUUAAAGUCACAUAAAUUGCAUAGGCCGCAUUUCUUAGCUGGCUUUUUCACUAUAUUGUUUUAUUCACCACAUGAUUAAAUGCGCAGGGAGGAAAAGAAGCCAGAUCCACUGAGAAUACAAAAAAAAAGGUCAUGGAAAAAUUUAAGUAAUUGAAUUUAUAACAAAGGAAAGGACAACUUUUCUGAUGAUUCUGUUGUCUUCCCAUUCUUACAGAGACAUUACACACACACACACACAGCAAUCUGACAUGCAGUCUGUCAUAACAAUCUCAAGUGAAAGUAGACAACGGAGUACUGAAAGCGAUGAAUUUGUUAAACUUCCCAUUGAGAUUAUAAUAUACAUCCUGGAGUUCCUGCCUUUGUCACACAGAAUAAGUGCCGCGCAAGUGUACCAUUUGUGGCAUAUGGCAUCAAAAUACCUCGAACUGCAUAGCAAUAAAGUAGUGGUAUUGCAAGAUGACCUUACUAGACCACUACAAGUCUUCGAAAAUAGUCUUGGAACAUUUCUGAAUUUUGUGUUCAAAAAUGUAGAACUAGGAGGAAAAUUAACCAAAUUUUGGGAUAGAUUCUGUCCACAAAUGCAGUUUCUUUCCAUAGAUAGUUGUGAUAUAUCAGAAAAGACCUUCGAAGAUAUUUUAUUAAAGUGCUCACAUUUGGAAACUCUCAAUGUGAGUGCUUGUCCUGAUCUUUUAAAGCCAGGAAGGGUUCUGGAGCAGAAAUCUGAUGUUAUUCUGCUUAGGAACACUCUUGUCAAACUUAAGGAGCUAAGUCAUGCUUCAAAUAAAUAUUUGUCAGAUGCCCUUUUCAAUAGAUUUGUGGCAAUUGCUUCCAAUUUGGAAGAUCUGCCAUUGACAAGAUGUCAGAUAUGUUUCGAUUUUGAAAACCAUUAG
Molecule: messenger RNA, 1558 nt
Organism: Zootermopsis nevadensis
Lineage: Eukaryota; Metazoa; Arthropoda; Insecta; Blattodea; Termopsidae
Source: RefSeq, a predicted model, not a curated record